AUGAAGAAUGCUGUAUGUUUCAGAAGUGCAAUUCCGGAGGACGUGGAUAGACGUGUUCGCUCACUUACUCGUAUUGUACUUCAGUUCUCUACUAAAUUCAUUUGCUGGCCUAAUGAAAGUAAUUUACCGACACUUUUGAGGGUUCAUGAAGCAGAUGCUACACUGUCGCCUUAUCAGACAAUCCUAUUAAAUGAUGAAACGCAUACCUAUGAUUCGGUAAUUCGAGCCCUGAAUCUUUCGGUUCACUGCACUGAUGUGCAAGCAAUGGUGCUUGCAACGUUGAUCGAUCGCGAGGGACGAGCUUCGGUGCGCAAUGGUACCUACGACUAUUGUGCACGGGCAAAAGAUGAAAUUCAGGUAAAAUUUUGCAAAUUCAAUAGGCUCAUACGCAGUAACAGCGCUGACAUUGUUUUUUUUUAGGG
This is a messenger RNA of Gongylonema pulchrum, 422 nucleotides long. NCBI's taxonomy places the organism in Eukaryota, Metazoa, Nematoda, Chromadorea, Rhabditida, Gongylonematidae. The record is from the annotation of a GenBank genome assembly.